This is a messenger RNA of Baudoinia panamericana UAMH 10762, 1727 nucleotides long. RefSeq lists its product as uncharacterized. NCBI's taxonomy places the organism in Eukaryota, Fungi, Ascomycota, Dothideomycetes, Mycosphaerellales, Teratosphaeriaceae. Gene Ontology annotation, biological process: DNA replication, synthesis of primer. The coding region runs from base 219 to 1517 and encodes 432 amino acids. The transcript has 2 exons. The record is from RefSeq and is a predicted model, not a curated record. Gene Ontology annotation, cellular component: alpha DNA polymerase:primase complex.
CUAUUGCUUAUUGCAAAUAUUGACAGCAAUACACAGCAACAAAAUGCCACACGCCGUUUCGCCGUCGCCAGAGACUGAAUCUCCGACAGAUGAGAACGAUACGUACAUGACCGACGCGCCUGCAGUACCGCAGGAUGCCGCACAACCAAGCAGCGAUGCAGUAGAGGGAAACGACUUGGCCAGGAGGGGAGCGACGACAAACCUAGACAAUCUAUUCGAUGACGCGGCCGGAGACGUUACAGGCGUCAUCAAAGCCCAACUACUCUUCGCCCGACAUCCUGCGACAGUUCUACCAACGACUCUUCCCUUUCCGUCCACUAUUCCAGUGGCUGAACCAUGGCCCAACGCCGCAACCGGACUUUCAAAACCGGGAGUUCGCCUUCGUGCUGCCAGGUGGCGCAUAUAUCCGCUACCAGUCUUUCCUGUCUGCGGAUCUGUUCAAGAAACAGUGUGUGCAGAUGACGCCCGAGCGCUUUGAGAUCGGGCCCCAGUACAGUAUCAAUCCUAGAGAUCGCAAGCAGCUACGCAAAGCAAGCUCUUUCCGGCCAGUCAUGAAGGAGCUGGUCUUUGAUAUCGACAUGACUGAUUACGACUCCAUACGAACCUGCUGCUCCAAGGCAGCGAUUUGCAACAAGUGCUGGCAUUUCAUCAUUAUGGCGAUCAAAGUGGUUGACACUGCGCUCCGGGAAGACUUUGGCUUUCAACACAUCCUGUGGGUCUAUUCCGGACGAAGAGGUGCUCACGCCUGGAUCAGCGACAAGCGCGCACGAGAGAUGGACGAUGCCAAGCGGAAAGCGUUGGCUGGGUACCUUGUCUUAGCCAUGAGCGGCGAGCAGGGCAAGAAGAUAUCGAUCAAGCGACCUUUGCAUCCGCAUGUUGACCGCAGUUUGAAGGUUCUUAAUCCGUACUUCCAAGAUGAGGUGCUAGCGGAGCAAGACCCAUGGCAGUCAGCCGAACAAGCUGAGAGAUUGAUCCGUCUUCUUCCAGAUAAGGACCUGACAGCGGCACUGCAAAAGAAGUGGGACAGCAUGCCAGGACGUUCGUCAAACCAAAAGUGGGCAGAUAUCGACGCCGUCGCUGAAGCAGGUCAUUUGUCUACCUUGAGCGCGAAGCAGCUGGUCGAUGUCAAGCAGGACAUCCGGCUGGAGUACACUUACCCGCGUCUUGAUGCGGAGGUGUCGAAGAAGUUAAAUCACUUGCUCAAGUCGCCGUUCGUCAUACAUCCGGGCACUGGCCGUGUUUGCGUUCCCAUCGACACGAGGCACCUCGAUUCAUUCGACCCGCUCGGCGUCCCUACUGUGACCGCGCUGCUGCAGGAGAUCGACGAGUGGGAAAGCAAGAGCGGUAAUAUGAGCGACGAAGAGAAAGCCAAAGUACAGGACUGGCAGAAGACGAGUCUGAAGCCGUACGUUGAGUACUUCCGAGGCUAUGUGGCUGGCUUGCUGAAGGAGGAAAGCAAAGGCAAGCGGAGUAGAGAAGAAGUCGCUAUUGAGGGGCUGAACGGCAUGGAGUUUUGAUAUAUCUGCUCGCAUACACUUGCGCUGAAUUCUGGGCGGUCAUAUGUCCAACUUCUCAUAAUCAGCCGAGAAUCAGAGCAAGUGUACCAAUGACGCAGGAAGUGGGAUACAGCAGGAAGCAGUGCGGGACAAACAAGAUGAGAGGGGAUCUUCUCCUUGCAUGCUCCCGACAACCUUGCUGGGCAAUGACACGUGGGCGUUCGCUGCAAG